GGGGUCUCAGGCAGUGUCCUGCCGAUCCGCACAGCCUCCGGCUGUCCAGAGUGACUGCUCCUCCGCAGCCUAGUCCACAUCCCCCUUGGCCUUGGUGCACCGGGGUCCGCUAGGAUGAGAAGCUGCGGGAGACCGGACCAGCCUCGGGCCGGCCUCUGCUUGCUUCUGGCCUCCCUGCAGCUCGUGUCCUGGACGCUGGCUGUGGAGCCUGUGGAUGUCCUGGAAGCCUUAGGGGUGCACAGGGACCAGGCUGGGGUUACUGAGGCGCCUGGCUUCUGUCCCCAGAGGAGUCCACAGGGUGACCGAGCAUUCAGGGUGGGCAAGUUCAGCCUGCUCAGUGUCCCUACAUGGCAGCUCUUUCCAGAUGGGCAUUUUCCUGAGAACUUUUCUGUGCUGUUUACUGUGCGGGGCCAGCCAGCCAACCGGUCUGUCCUUCUGUCUAUUUACGAUGAGAAGGGCGUCCAGCAGCUGGGGCUGGCACUGGGACCAGCUCUGGGUCUCUUUGGUGACUCCUUCAGGCCCCUCCCCAAGCAGGUCAACCUCAUGGAUGGCAGGUGGCACCGUGUGGCAGUCAGUGUCAGUGGUGACAAGGUGACCCUGGUGGCUGACUGUGAACCUCAGCCUCCCAUGUUUGGUCAGGGACCCCGGUUUAUCAGCACAGCUGGACUCACCAUGAUAGGAACCCAGGAUAGCAAGGAGGAGACUUUUGAGGGAGACAUCCAGGAGCUGCUGUUAAUUCCAGACCCUCAGGCUGCCUUCCAGGCCUGCGAGCACUACCUCCCUGGCUGUGACACCCCAGAUCCCACAACCACAGGGGCCCCUAAGGAUGAACCAGAAACAACCACCCCUCGUCGAAAAGGAAAGGGCAAAGGAAAGAAAAAAGGGCGGGGUCGAAAGGGGAAAGGAAGAAAGAAAAAGAACAAGGAGACCUCAAGGCUGGGCCCAACCCCUGGCGCCCCUGAGAACCAGACCUCCCUCCACACCCUUGAGACAGAGAAGCCUGUUCCCCACCAGUCUCCGACUCCUACACCGUUGGCCAUCACCACCACUGUGACUAUUGGACGAAAUGCCACUGUCUUGCAGGGAUAUGACUCUGGUACUGAAACUGAGCUGAGGACUCCGGAGAUUGAGGCUACUGAGGAGGAUGAAGAAGGAGGUGGCCCCACCAUGGGCCCCAAGUUCCGGGCAGCAGAGCAGUCUUUUCAGACUGAGUUCCAGAUCUUUCCUGUGAGUCUAGAGGGAGAAAAGGGAGCAAAAGGAGAGCCUGCGAUAAUAGAGCAGGGACAGCAGUUUGAGGGACCUGCGGGAGCCCCAGGACCCCGGGGAAUAUCUGGUCCUUCAGGUCCUCCAGGCCCUCCAGGCUUCCCUGGCGACCGAGGUCUACCAGGUCCUGCUGGCCUCCCAGGAAUCCCAGGUAUUGAUGGAGUCCGGGGUCUGCCUGGCACUGUGAUUAUGAUGCCGUUCCAUUUUGCAAGCAGCUCGUCGAAAGGACCCCCAGUCUCCUUCCAGCAGGCCCAGGCACAGGCAGUCCUGCAGCAGGCUCAGCUCUCCAUGAAAGGCCCCCCUGGUCCAGUGGGGCUCACUGGGCGCCCAGGCCCUGUGGGCCUCCCUGGAUAUCCAGGUCUGAAAGGUGAAUCAGGAGAUGUAGGACCACAGGGUCCCCGAGGAUUGCAGGGCCCCCCUGGGCCUCCUGGCCGGGAAGGCAAGACAGGCCGGGCUGGAGCCGAUGGGGCUCGGGGUCUCCCGGGAGACACAGGACCUAAGGGUGACCGGGGCUUUGAUGGCCUUCCAGGGCUGCCUGGUGAGAAGGGCCAGAGGGGUGACUUUGGACAUGUAGGGCAACCUGGUCCCCCAGGAGAGGAUGGCGAAAAGGGCCUGCAGGGACCUCCAGGGCCCACUGGCCAGGCUGGAGAGCCGGGUCCCCGAGGCCUGAUUGGCCCCAGAGGUCUCCCUGGACCCCUGGGACGCCCGGGUGUGACCGGAAGUGACGGUGCCCCAGGUGCCAAAGGCAACGUGGGUCCUCCCGGAGAACCAGGUCCCCCAGGACAGCAAGGAAACCACGGCUCCCAGGGAAUUCCAGGCCCUCAGGGGCCCAUUGGCACUCCUGGGGAAAAGGGUCCCCCAGGAAACCCUGGAAUUCCAGGUGUCCCAGGAGCUGAGGGUCCCCCGGGUCACCCAGGCCAUGAGGGUCCCACAGGAGAAAAGGGGGCCCAGGGUCCACCAGGGUCAACAGGCCCUCUGGGCUAUCCUGGACCUCGGGGUGUGAAGGGUACCUCUGGCAACCGGGGUCUCCAAGGAGAGAAAGGAGAAAGGGGAGAGGAUGGCUUUCCUGGCUUCAAGGGUGAUGGGGGACCAAAAGGCGACCGCGGGAACCCAGGACUCCCAGGUCCCAGAGGAGAGGAUGGUCCAGAAGGACAAAAGGGGCCCGAGGGACUGGCUGGGGACGAGGGUCCCCCAGGAGCAGCAGGGGAGAAGGGCAAGCUUGGGGUGCCAGGUCUCCCAGGUUACCCAGGACGCCCAGGACCUAAGGGAUCUACUGGAUUUCCUGGACCCCUGGGACCGCUGGGGGAGAAGGGCAAAAGGGGCAAAGCAGGGCAGCCAGGGGACGAAGGAGAACGCGGUGUGCCGGGCGCCCGAGGAGACCGGGGACAGCCAGGGGCCACAGGCCAGCCUGGCCCCAAGGGUGAUGUGGGCCAAAACGGGUCUCCUGGGGCCCCUGGAGAAAAGGGUCUUCCGGGUCUGCAAGGUCCCCCAGGAUUCCCUGGACCAAAGGGUCCCCCAGGUCCUCAGGGGAAAGAUGGGGUACCUGGACACCCUGGGCAAAGAGGAGAACUGGGCUUCCAAGGUCAGACGGGCCCCCCUGGACCAGCUGGAGUCCUUGGUCCUCAGGGAAAGGUAGGGGACGUGGGGCCUCUGGGUGAGAGGGGCCCUCCAGGGCCCCCUGGACCUCCUGGUGAACAAGGUCUUCCAGGCACAGAAGGCAGAGAAGGGGCCAAGGGUGAGCUAGGACCCCUGGGGUCCCCUGGGAAGGAGGGGCCACCUGGGCCCAUGGGCUUUCCUGGUCCCCAAGGAGCCCCCGGUGACCCAGGACCCAUUGGUUUGAAGGGUGACAAGGGUCCCCCCGGCCCUGUUGGGGCCAAUGGCUCCCCGGGUGAGCGUGGACCUGUGGGCCCUUCUGGUGGCAUUGGUCUUCCUGGCCAGAGUGGUGGGCAAGGCCCUAUUGGUCCUGCUGGUGAGAAGGGGUCUCCGGGAGAACGGGGUGCCCCUGGUCCCACUGGCAAAGAUGGUAUCCCAGGGCUGCCGGGACUUCAGGGACCCCCUGGAGCUGCGGGGCCUUCUGGUGAGGAAGGAGACAAGGGGGAAGUAGGGAUGCCUGGUCACAAGGGAAGCAAAGGAGAUAAAGGAGAUGCGGGCCCACCCGGACCAACAGGGAUAAGGGGUCCAGCGGGUCAUCCAGGCCCCCCGGGUGCUGACGGGGCUCAGGGUCGCCGGGGACCCCCUGGCCUCUUUGGGCAGAAGGGAGACGAUGGAGUCCGAGGCUUUGUAGGUGUGAUUGGUCCUCCAGGUCUGCAGGGGCUGCCGGGCCCUCCUGGGGAGAAGGGCGAGGUUGGAGAUGUGGGAUCCAUGGGUCCUCAUGGAGCUCCAGGCCCUCGGGGUCCUCCUGGGCCCAGUGGAUCAGAGGGCCCUCCAGGGCUGCCUGGAGGAGUAGGUCAGCCUGGUGCCGUGGGUGAGAAGGGUGAGCCAGGGAAUACUGGAGACACUGGACCCCCAGGAAUUCCCGGCAUCCCUGGGCCCAAAGGCGAAAUAGGCGAAAAGGGGGAUUCGGGUCCAUCAGGGGCGGCUGGACCUCCAGGCAAGAAGGGACCCCCUGGAGAGGACGGGUCUAAAGGGAACAUGGGUCCCACAGGACUCCCUGGAGAUCUAGGACCCCCAGGAGAUCCUGGAGUUCCGGGUAUGGAUGGCAUCCCAGGGGAGAAGGGAGAUGCUGGUGAUGUUGGGGGACCGGGGCCACCUGGAGCUUCAGGCGAACCUGGUGCCCGGGGGCUCCCUGGCAAGAGGGGUCCCCCUGGCCGCAUGGGUCCAGAAGGCAGAGAGGGAGAGAAGGGAGCCAAGGGAGAUGCUGGUCCUGAUGGGCCCCCAGGCAGGACAGGCCCCGCUGGGGCUCAAGGGCCCCCUGGACGGCUUGGGCCUGAUGGUCUUCCAGGGAUCCCUGGUCCUGUGGGUGGACCAGGCCUCCUGGGACCCCCUGGGCUGAUAGGCCCUCCAGGGCCCCUGGGCCCUCCUGGCCUCCCAGGGCUGAAGGGAGAUGCUGGCCCCAAGGGGGAGAAGGGCCACAUUGGGCAAAUAGGCCUCAUCGGUCCCCCAGGGGAGGCCGGUGAGAAAGGCGAUCAGGGGUUGCCAGGAGUGCAGGGUCCUCCAGGCCCCCAGGGAGACACCGGUCUUCCUGGUCCGGUUGGCUCGUUAGGUCACCCUGGUCCCCCAGGUGUGGUGGGCCCUCUCGGACAGAAGGGCUCCAAGGGGUCCCCGGGAUCUCUUGGUCCUCGUGGAGACACUGGACCAGCGGGUCCCCCUGGCCCCCCGGGUCCCCCUGCUGAGCUGCACAGCCUGCGAAGGCGCCGCUCAGUGUUGGAUACUCUGGAAGGCGGGAUGGAGGAGGUGGUGGCCUCACUCAAUUCGCUGAGCUUGGAGCUGAAGCAGCUGCAGCGACCUCCUGGCACAGCCGAACACCCAGGCCUCAUAUGCCACGAGCUUCACCGCAACCACCCACACCUGCCAGAUGGAGACUACUGGAUUGACCCCAACCAGGGCUGCUCACGGGAUGCCUUCAAGGUUUUCUGCAACUUCACUGCGGGAGGGGAGACCUGUCUCUAUCCAGACAAGAAGUUUGAGAUGGUGAAACUGGCCUCCUGGUCCAGAGAGAAGCCUGGAGACUGGUACAGCACCUUCCGCCGAGGGAAGAAGUUCUCCUACGUGGAUGCUGAUGGCUCCCCAGUGAACGUGGUCCAGUUGACCUUCCUGAAGCUGCUGAGUGCUGCAGCCCAUCAGAGGUUCACUUACUCCUGCCAGAACUCAGUGGCCUGGCUGGAUGAAGCUGCGGGUGACCACAGGCGCUCCAUCCGCUUCCGAGGGACCAACUGGGAAGAGCUGUCCUUCAGCCAGACGACAGCAGCUACCGUCAAGGUCUCCCAUGAUGGCUGCCGGCUCCGGAAGGGACAGGCGAAGACCCUCUUCGAAUUCAGCUCUUCUCGUGUGGGUUUUCUGCCUCUGUGGGACGUGGCUGCCAUUGACUUUGGCCAGACGAACCAGAAGUUUGGAUUUGAACUUGGCCCCAUCUGCUUUAGCAGCUGAGCUUUUGUGGUGGGAAGGAAGUUGAAGGGAGCCCACAUGGGGCUACUCGGUGCUGAGGCUUAGCGGCCAUUCUAUUUAUCACCAGGGACUCUGGGUUCAGGGUUGUGUGACUCUGUCUAUUCCUUCUCCCCUGUGGGGGGUGAGGGUGGAGAGCCCAGCUCCCUCCUGUUCAUCCCAGGUGGCAUAACCAACUGUAUGCUGGCUCUGUCUCCCCUCCAUCCAACUGCCUCCCCAGACUUCCAUGCAGUGAGCUUGUAACUCAGAGCUGAUGAAAGCCCCCACACCUGCCUCCCCACCCGCCAUCAGUGCCCUUCAUACCUCUUGGUGCUAUCCUUCCCAUAGUUAAGCACUGGAUACCUCCUGAUCCCUGGCUGGGACUCUUCCCUCUCAUUCCUAUUCAUUCUGGAGUAGGAGGUAAAGCAAGAUCAAAGUGGGACCCCCCCUCCCCCAGAUGAGCCUCUCUUCUGCUCCCUUGACCCAGCUCUGCGCACUCUCCUCUCCCCACCCUGCCCCACUCCUAGGUCCCCAAGCAUUCUAGGGACUGAGAUGUUGGGCACAAAUCAGGAUCCUAUAUGGUGCUGGCCUGUUCAUAACUGGGAACUGUAUGAAAAGAGGAAUGAAUGGUCUGUGGUCUAUUUAAUCUGCUUCCUUCUGAAGGAAGUCUGGGAUGUGAUGAGAUUCCAGAAGGAUCUCUACCCUUUCUCAUCCACUAUGCACCCCUCCUCCCCAGGUCAUAGGGCAGAAUCGGCAUCUCAAGAAUAAACCAAGAAACUGUG
This is a messenger RNA of Peromyscus californicus insignis, 6125 nucleotides long. It is a transcript of the gene Col5a3, whose product is annotated as collagen type V alpha 3 chain. The record is from RefSeq and is a predicted model, not a curated record. Lineage: Eukaryota; Metazoa; Chordata; Mammalia; Rodentia; Cricetidae. The coding region runs from base 115 to 5349 and encodes 1744 amino acids. Gene Ontology annotation, molecular function: extracellular matrix structural constituent. The transcript is spliced from 67 exons.